Molecule: messenger RNA, 1081 nt
Organism: Phymastichus coffea
Lineage: Eukaryota; Metazoa; Arthropoda; Insecta; Hymenoptera; Eulophidae
Gene: Ip259
Product: ribosome biogenesis protein NSA2 homolog
Exons: 2
Coding region: 152-931 (259 amino acids)
Biological process (GO): maturation of LSU-rRNA; maturation of 5.8S rRNA
Cellular component (GO): nucleolus; preribosome, large subunit precursor
Source: RefSeq, a predicted model, not a curated record
ACUUCAAAAUUGCAAUAUUAUAAGUUUAUUUGUUGAUACAUAUCAACUCUGUAAUUUUAAUAAAAACAAGCUAUAAGUGAAGUUUAAAUUUGAUAUCAAAGUGUGGCAGAGGCUUUAUUCAUCUGGCUAUUGGUAAAUUUCAAAAGCCAAUAUGCCGCAAAAUGAAUAUAUUGAGCGGCAUAGAAAGCUAUACGGACGAAGAUUGGAUUAUGAAGAACGUAAAAGAAAAAGAAAAGCUCGAGCUCCUCAUAAGCUUUCACAAAAAGCUCGUAGUUUGAGAGGUAUCAAAGCUAAGAUAUUCAACAAAGAAAGAAGAAAUGAAAAGAUACAAAUGAAAAAGAAGAUUAAAGCUUAUGAAGAAAAGGAUGUUAAAAAGAAAGCAGAACCUACGCCAGAAGGAGCAUUGCCUGUUUAUCUACUUGAUCGUGAUGUCACAUCAAGAGCUAAAGUUCUGUCUAAUAUGAUAAAACAAAAAAGAAAAGAAAAAGCUGGUAAAUGGGAUGUUCCAAUACCUAAAGUUAAAGCACAAUCUGACUCAGAAGUAUUUAAAGUUCUGAAAAGUGGAAAAUCCAAGAGGAAAUCAUGGAAAAGAAUGGUUACUAAAGUCACAUUUGUAGGAGAGAAUUUCACAAGAAAACCACCAAAGUUUGAAAGAUUUAUCAGACCAAUGGGAUUGAGGUUCAAGAAAGUUCAUGUUACACAUCCAGAAUUAAAAGCUACUUUUUAUUUACCAAUUAUUGGUGUUAAAAGAAAUCCAAACUCACCAAUGUAUACCACUUUGGGUGUUAUUACAAAGGGUACAAUAUUAGAAGUUAAUAUUUCAGAAUUAGGUUUAGUUACACAAACUGGUAAAGUUGUUUGGGGUAAAUAUGCUCAAGUUACAAAUAAUCCAGAAAAUGAUGGAUGUAUCAAUGCAGUACUAUUAGUUUAAAAAUAAUUCUACAAAAAAUGUUGUAAAAGUUAUAUUGGAAAAUGUGACUUGUGGUAAUCAAUUUUUCUGAUAAAAUAAACCAUUUAAAUAAAAUAAAACGUUGUAUUUUUUGUUCCUCCAUAGCUUCUUUUUUCUUAAUUGAAAUAGAAU